This is a messenger RNA of Lemur catta (Ring-tailed lemur), 1267 nucleotides long. RefSeq names its product nerve growth factor (gene NGF). The transcript has 2 exons. The record is from RefSeq and is a predicted model, not a curated record. Gene Ontology annotation, molecular function: growth factor activity; nerve growth factor receptor binding. Lineage: Eukaryota; Metazoa; Chordata; Mammalia; Primates; Lemuridae. Gene Ontology annotation, biological process: nerve growth factor signaling pathway; positive regulation of collateral sprouting; regulation of neuron differentiation. The coding region runs from base 225 to 1130 and encodes 301 amino acids.
UUUGGUGUGGGUCUGCAAACACCUACACUAGGUACAAGAUCGGCCAUGGACUGUGUCCAGGCUGAAACCAAGAGCUUUGGCACAAGAGUGAGAGGCAGGUGCCACCUCAGGUCUGUGCAAGGUCAGGGCCCUGGCAAUUUAAAUCCCAGAACUUGGAAAUAAAACUUGUCCCGUUGGCAUAUUCCUCCCUGCUGCCUGGGUCAGAGGUAUCCCUCUGCUGGGGAAUGGGGUGGAGUACACAUCUAAUGCCAGCUCUCCCCCUCCACAGAGUUUUGGCCCGUGGUCGUGCAGUCCAAGGGGCUAGAUGGCAUGCUGGACCCAAGCUCAGCUCAGCGUCCGGACCCAAUAACAGCUUUUCCAAGGGAGCAGCUUUCUAUCCUGGCCACGCUGAGGUGCAUAGCGUGAUGUCCAUGUUGUUCUACACUCUGAUUACAGCGCUUUUGAUCGGCAUCCAGGCAGAACCCUACCCAGAGAGCAAUGUCCCAGCAGGACACGCCAUCCCCCAAGCCCACUGGACUAAACUUCAGCAUUCCCUCGACACAGCUCUCCGCGGAGCCCGCAGCGCGCCUGCGGGGGCGAUAGCGGCACGGGUGGCAGGGCAGAACCGCAACGUCACCGUGGACCCCAGGCUUUUUAAGAAGCGGCGACUCCGGUCACCCCGCGUGCUGUUUAGCACCCAGCCCCCGCCCGAAGCCGCGGACGCCCAGGAUCUGGACUUGGAGGUCGGUGGUGCCGCCCGCUUCAACAGGACUCACCGGAGCAAGCGGUCGACGACCCACCCCGUCUUCCACAGGGGGGAGUUCUCCGUGUGCGACAGCGUCAGCGUGUGGGUCGGGGAUAAGACCACCGCCACGGACAUCAAGGGCAAGGAGGUGAUGGUGCUGGGAGAGGUGAACAUUAACAACAGCGUGUUCAAACAGUACUUUUUCGAGACCAAGUGCCGGGACCCCACUCCCGCGGACGGCGGGUGCCGGGGCAUUGACUCGAAGCACUGGAACUCGUACUGCACCACGACUCACACCUUCGUCAAGGCGCUGACCAUGGACGGCAAGCAGGCGGCCUGGCGGUUCAUCCGCAUCGACACGGCCUGCGUGUGCGUGCUCAGCAGGAAGGCGGCCAGACGAGCCUGACCUGCCACCCCCCUCCCGUGCCUCCCCCCCCGCCCCUCCCUACCUCAACCUGUAAAUUAUUUUAAAUUAUAAGGACUGCAUGGUAAUUUAUAGUUUAUACAGUUUUAAAGAAAUCAUUAUUUAUUAAAUUUUUGGAA